This is a messenger RNA of Aspergillus niger, 1113 nucleotides long. RefSeq lists its product as uncharacterized. The transcript has 2 exons. Bases 1 to 1113 code for a protein of 370 amino acids. The record is from RefSeq and is a predicted model, not a curated record. Lineage: Eukaryota; Fungi; Ascomycota; Eurotiomycetes; Eurotiales; Aspergillaceae.
AUGGACCCCAACGUUCCCGGAUUCCCUUCUGCGAUGCAGCAGACCGCGGGUUUUCCUGUCACUCCCCAAAAUCCACAGCAGUUCCCCUACUAUCCGAAUGCCAUUCCCCCGUUUCCCCAAUCCAAAGGUGUUUCUCAUCCUCCACAGCAGCAACACCAGCAUACUCCUUUCGGUGCCGUGCCCAUGCAAGCCGGUCCUAGUGGAGCAAUGAUGCCGUCCGGGUUCCCCCAGCAGUCAUCCGUUGUUCAUGUACGUGUGUGUGCUAAUGGCCUGACGCGUACCCAUUAUUGCGCUACCAUUGCCUGUCGUCUUGCGUUGUUGUUCUUUGUUUCCUUUGUCUUCUUGGCCAAAGUGCGCAGGCGACGUUGGCCGCAAGGACUUGCCGCUAACCAUCCGGAUGGACUAGUAGGACCCCACGCCAACUUCUCUGCACCAUUUGCCCAGCCACCCGUGCCAGCAACGUCUAUGAGCCAGUUUCUUCCUCCCCAGGCGACUGCGACGUCGACUCUUCCCGCAACUACAGCGCAGUCCUCCCCGCCCAACAUGGCUUCGGUAUCGGCGACCAACAUGAUACCUGCGCAACAGCAACAGCAAAGGGCAGGGCCCCAGCAGAACCCAUUGUCGAGCUCCGCCCAACCAGCUCCUCAGUCACCCGCGACGGCCGCGCGUGAGAAGGCUCGUGUGUCCACGCUCUUGGACAUAAACUCGAUGUUGCUGCAGGAAGUCAUGAAUCUUCAGGCGGCUGGCAAGGCUGGUGCGCCUUCUCAAGGAGCGCCGGAGUCGAACCCAUCACCUGGUUCAGACCAGACCUCGGAUAAGCCAACCCAGCGGCCGAGCACAGAAUAUUUCGAAUGUAUGCGUCGGUUACAAGCCAACCUAGGGUACCUUGCAACCAUUGCCGACCGGGCGAAGAAAUCAGGGGGUGUUCCUCCUGCUGCACCGGCAAUCAUGUCACCGCCUCCAAAUAUGCCUUCAAUGAAUGAAAUCUACAACAAACUCAACGAGCUCUUCCCUCGGUCCGCGCAAGGUGGUAUAGGGACACCCCAGCAGAGUCCACAAUCAUUGCAAGGGAAUGGCCGGCCUAGUCCUUCUCCAGCUGUCGAACACGUUUGA